UUUCUAGUAUUGGCUACUUGCUGCUAGAGGGCGAUUCGUGAAAUCAAAAAUGGCAGUUCAUUCAGGUGUAAAAGGAAAGCUUAUCGGGGUUAUUGGUGAUGAGGAUACCUGUGUUGGUUUCCUUUUGGGUGGCAUAGGAGAAAUUAACAAGUCACGACAACCAAAUUUCAUGGUGGUUGACAAAAACAGCAGUGUUAGUGAGAUUGAAGAUUGUUUCAAGAACUUUGUGAAACGAGGUGAUAUAGACAUCAUCCUUAUUAACCAAAAUAUUGCAGAAAUGAUUCGUCAUGCUAUUGACAACCAUCUAGUCCCCAUUCCAGCUGUUUUAGAAAUACCAUCAAAAGACCACCCUUAUGAUCCAACCAAAGACUCAAUCUUAAGAAGAGCAAAGGGUAUGUUCAACGUAGAGGACUAUCGUUAAUGAAGAAGUUUCGUUUGGAAAUAUUAAUAUUUAAAUGUUGCUUAAAUAUUGUAAGUUGAGUUGGAUUAAAAUUACGUACCAGGGUUAUAUUGUAAGUUAAAUAUGUAUCAAAUUAUUGAAUCAUAAUUGAUCAACAGCCGUAGCUUGUAUGCUAUAUAUGAUCUUGAAUAUGUGUUAUAUUGUUUGUGAUUUACAUUGUAUUUUAGUAUAUAUUCCAUUCACUGAUUUAAACUAGUUGAUGUAAAUUUACUUUAAUAAAAUCUGGGGUUUGAUUCCCCACAGUGUACACAGCAAAUAGCCCAGUGUGGCUUUGCUCUAAAACAAACAAAACUUAAAUAAAAAAAAUAACAGCUAAUAACUUUGAAACGUGAACUUGUGAGUUAGUAAUUGAAAGCAUAAAAAUAUGUAUUGCAAGCUUCUGUUUACACUCAGUUAAAAAUUGCCUGCCUGAAAGUUCAGUGUGAAAUAUAUGUACUGUUUACUUGAUUAUUUUAACUAAUAGAAGUCUAUCUUUGAAUCUUGGUUCAACAAAACACCUACAUCUUAUCAUGUUGUUUUACCACAUCUUGUAGUUGUUUACGUCAUACCUUCAAAGAUAAGUUUCGUUAAAAGAUGUUGAAUAUUAAACUACUUUAUUAUUUUGUACACGUACACUUCAGUAAAGUCAAAAUCCAACAAAAUAAAUGAUUAAACCAUUUUUUCAAA
Molecule: messenger RNA, 1126 nt
Organism: Limulus polyphemus (Atlantic horseshoe crab)
Lineage: Eukaryota; Metazoa; Arthropoda; Merostomata; Xiphosura; Limulidae
Gene: Vha14-1
Product: V-type proton ATPase subunit F-like
Exons: 5
Coding region: 50-421 (123 amino acids)
Biological process (GO): proton transmembrane transport
Cellular component (GO): membrane; proton-transporting V-type ATPase, V1 domain
Molecular function (GO): proton-transporting ATPase activity, rotational mechanism
Source: RefSeq, a predicted model, not a curated record